Strongylocentrotus purpuratus (purple sea urchin) is the source of this 5348-nucleotide messenger RNA. RefSeq names its product gamma-tubulin complex component 5 (gene tubgcp5). Gene Ontology annotation, cellular component: spindle pole; centrosome; equatorial microtubule organizing center. The coding region runs from base 94 to 3330 and encodes 1078 amino acids. Lineage: Eukaryota; Metazoa; Echinodermata; Echinoidea; Camarodonta; Strongylocentrotidae. Gene Ontology annotation, molecular function: gamma-tubulin binding; microtubule minus-end binding. The record is from RefSeq and is a predicted model, not a curated record. Gene Ontology annotation, biological process: meiotic cell cycle; spindle assembly; cytoplasmic microtubule organization. The transcript is spliced from 22 exons.
UGGCUUUCCAUAGACGUCUCAUACAAAUCGUAAUGGCGCCCGUAUCCAAAUUUCUAGUCUAGUCAACUUGCGAACGAGCAUAUAUUCCUUGCCAUGGACCAAGAAAUGAGAAAGCUAGUGAAGCGAUUGACACAAUUUCAGGAAGGUUCAGAGAAUUUCAGACGAACACUUCAGUUUGUGCAGUCCAACUUUAGAUUUCAUCGCUAUCUGGACCCAGACAGCCACAAAAUUACAAGAACUUUCAAAGGAAUUCGAGAGAAAUUGUUGAUCCACUCCCACUCAGAGAAAGCUUCUGCUCUCGAUAGAUCUGUGGAGACAUUCUUGGAAACUCCCCUCUCAGAGAAAAGUAAACAUAACAAGACCGAGGGCCACUAUGCAGUGCUGUCACUUUUACUCAAUUUAUCAAACUCUCCUAUAAAUGCUGCGUUUCAAGCAAGGGCACCGCAGCAUGAACCAGCCCCUGAACCAAAGUUUGACUGGACUAGGUACUUACUGGAAGGACUAGAACCCAUCAAAUCAUUCCAAGAUUCAUCUGAUGAGGAGUGGUCAGAUGAAGAAGAGGUUCCUCUUACUGAUCAACGUCUGUCAAGAGAGGGUGCCCUUCAGGCUGAUUCCCAGUAUAUCACUCCUUCAAGACGCCAUGGAAGUAGCAAGCUGUAUGGGGCAGGCUGGGAAGAGCUCAAUGAGAGCGUUGUGGUACAGUACUGGCAGGGAGAGCAGGAUUCUACGCUCCAUAGUGAUCAUGUGACACAUCACAUGACCAGACAGUGGAGUGAGAGAGAGGUUUCCAGUGAACCCUUCCUGUCUGACAUACCAAGAACUACUAUGACAGAAACACACAUCAUCAGAGAAACAAUAUGGACGCUUCUAGGAGCAGGGAACUCUUUUCUGUAUCAGAGGAGAGAUGAUGGUUACGUAGCAAGAGAGGAUGUACAAGUCACACAUCUUACUCCCACUGCAUUACAUGGCAUUACCAGACAGCUGGCUGAGCUUGGAUCUAAGGUCUUACAGCUACAAGCUUUCAUUGACAGAGUGCAGUCCCAUCCAAUGAGCUACUGCACACCUAAGAAAGCACACCGUCCGUCUAUCUCUUCAGAGAAAGAGCUAGAGUCGCCAAAAGUAGAAGUAGCCAAUGGAGCCCAGGCUGGCUCAAGACUCCCAUCAGUUACAGACUCUGAAUCAGGGCUGGGCAGAACCCGGUCUCUCCCUGAUCUUCUCAAAGAUACCAGGGACCAGGAUGCUGCGGAGACGAAGCACUUCAACUGCCAGACCUACGAGGCAUUCGCUGACGGCCUGGCCAAAGUUCUUCAGGAUUUCAGAAGCUCUCUCAUAGAGGAGGAAAAGAAGGUUGUAGCUCAAGAUGAGACCUACACACUCUGUAUGUUCAAAGACUGGCUCUUGUCAGCGUGGGUUCCUAGACUUCAUCUGGCACACACCAUGUACAGGCAGGGCAUAGGAGGACCCUCAAAAGAGCUUUCAUCCCAUCGGGUCUAUUCGCUGCUUCAUGUUCUUCACAUGGCCAUCAAAGAACAUUUCUGUCUUGCUUUUCAGGACAAUAAAGAGCUUGAUCUGCUAUGGCAUCUAUGGACAGUCACAACGGGGCCAUACAUCAGCUUCAUCACUAAGUGGUUAAGAUAUGGAAUCUUAUCAGACCCUGCUCAAGAGUUUGCUAUUCGCAGGAAUCCAGAGAUCCACAUCAAAGCAGAAAGCUACUGGAAGAAGGCAUUCAGCUUACAAACCUUACAAACGGAUGACACAGAUGGCGCCCUCCUCUCCGUACCAGCCAAUAAGAAGGGAGAGCGGAGGUCGUCGGCCAAGAGAAGCGUGCCUAGUGCAGUACCUGAGUUUCUUCAGCCGGUCCUGUCACAUAUCCUGUUAGCAGGGAAGUCCAUGGAGAUCCUGGAAGCAACAGGCAAGCUGACAAGAGCAAGACAAGACGUGUUAGGAGGUGAGAUGAUUAAAACAGAAUAUUUACAAUAUUCAUCAGAUCUGGAGAUAUUGUUCCAGAUGUCCAACUGUAUGAAACCAGGAGGGCAUCAGACGUACACACAGGCCAUGAGUGCAGACAAUCAGUCAAGUAGUCGUCUUCCACGGUCCUCCGGCUCAGCAGGGGAUGUAGCAGAGAUGGUAGAGAGACAGCUCUCCCUGCGAGGGUACAAUGAUCCCCUGAUUGCUAGUGGGAUCAGCCAUGUUGGUCUCAGACGGGAUCAUGCAGGGGAUGACUUUGAUCAGGUCAAAGAGGUGGAGAGAGACGCAGAUUUAUCUAAGCCUUUGGAGUUGGUAUUGUAUCGAGACCUCUACCCUGGCAUUGUGAGGAGGUGUCAGUCAGUAUGCCGUCAACUUGCUGCUGUCCUCAAGAAAGACUUCAGCCUUCAAGACCAUUUGCUUUCUAUGAGACGUUUCUUUCUUCUCGAGGCUGGUGAUGUGAUGUAUGAUUUUUAUUCUGAGCUCUUUGAUAAGAUACGUCGACAUGAGUCUUGGCAGGAUACACUCAAUCUGAACUAUCAUCUGCAAGAGACGCUGAGUGUGAGGUACCCGGAGGAGGCAGCUAGGAUAAUGGUGAGUGUGGAGCCGGAGAGACUGACAGGAAAGAUGGCAACACAACCAAUCCAUGCACUCGACUCUCUCACCUUACAUUACAAGGUUCCAUGGCCAGUAGACAUUGUGAUUCAUCACCAUGCCUUAGACGUCUACAAUCAAGUAUUCAGGUUUCUACUCCAAGUCAAGAGGGCUCAGUACUGCUUACAACAACUAAGGUUUCCAGAUCUGUUGAUUUCGGCGAACCUUGGACAUCUCACGGAAGACAGUGACCAUGAGAGGCUUCACAGAGGUCAAGCUGACGAGACGCUGAGAGAGAAGUUACCUCUGAUCCAUCGUCUGUUCAUCCUACGCUUCCGACUACUGCACUUUGUGAAUGCAGUGCAUAACUACCUCAUGACAAGAAUCCUCUACAGCACAAGUCUAGAGUUCUCCGCUGCUAUAGACCAAGCCUUGGACCUGGACCAGAUCCUGGCUGCUCACAAGUCUUACCUGGCCAAGAUAUCCGAGAGAUGUCUGCUUCAUCACAAGGUCAGCUUCGUCAGGGAAGCCGUCUCUAAGGUCCUCAACCUGGCAAUCACCUUUCAGAGACGAUGGGAUGCUGGGGUACAUACCUUCAGCAUUGAAAACGUGGCCAAGGCUGAAGAAGAGUUCUUCAAUUGCAACGAGUUUCUCUCUACUCUACUCGCUAACAUCAUCAGAAGAGGCACCUUUCCACAUUUGGAGGCUUUGGCGCUGUCUCUGUCUGGUCCAAAACCAAAGGCCAAAUCUGGAGACCAAGAUGAGAGAUGAGAACCCACUGGAGGUUAGAGAUGCAUUCCAGAUGGUGUAACCAUCAAAACAUUCUUGGAAACUGUUGAAAACAGAGAGACUGGAACAUGUUGUGGAGGCUAGAGAUGUGUUUCAGAUGUUGAAACCAUCGAAUCAUUCUUGGAAACUGUUGAAAGAUUGGAACAUGUUGUGGAGGUUAGAGACUCGUUUUAGAUGGUGUAACCAUCAAAGUAUUCUUGGCAACUGUUGAAAACAGAGAGACUAGCACAUGUCAUGGAGGCUUUUUGAACCAUCUCUUUCCGACUCUAAACAAGAGGAGAAGCCUAAAAAAACGAAGACCAGAGAUGAAUAUCUAUUGAAGACUAAUGAAACCAUCAAACCAUUUUUGGAAACAGAGACCAGAGACAUCCAAGCAUGAAGGCUCUGGCUCUAUCUCACUCUGGUUUUAGACCAAGAAACUAGUUGAAAGACAAAUAUAAGCGGAGUAUUUUGAUAAUAUUAUUUACCACUGACUAUUUUUCAUCAAAAGGGCCGCUUUUUGGAAGCCCCCUCUAAAUUAGGAGCUACAAAUUUGUAUUUAAAAAAAAAAACCUGAAAUAUUGUUUAUAAACAAGGCGUGUGCUUAGUUUAUGAAGUAGUGGCAACCAAACCUUUAAUACUGGAGAACAGAACUAUAAGAGGGUUAGAAAUUGCAGAUGAGACAUCGUACAUAGAACUUUCCAAAAGCUGCUGAUAUUCACAGUUGAGAAGCAUCUGAAGUUCUCACUUGUUUUUCUACAGACAAUUGGACAUAAUGUCGAAAAAGGAUUUGAAAUCUAUACUUUUUCAAGGUCCAAUAGUUAUUUUACCACACUGUAUGGGCAGGUCCUGUGGCAGUGAAGUAAAUAUAAACUUGUGAAUCUUUUUUGUUUUAAUUGCAAGACCAGGAUUUGUUGUGGCAGGACAAACUCAAGAUAUCUGUUCAUGUUUUGGAAAGGUAUAUCUUACCCCAACCCUAUCUGUAUAUCUUUGACAAAACAUAGUUAAGAGCAAUUAUCACCAGACAAAAUGUCUACAGCACUGAAUUGCUCUGAAGAAUUGCUGAAUACCUGUGUUUUAUGAUUUUGUUUUAGAGAUUACAAUGAAGUAUAAAGAUUUCUAUUUGUGCUAAAUAUUAUUUGUACACAAAUUAUAUAAUAAAUUAAAACAAAAUUAUAAUAAGCAAGCAAUUUGUGUAGUUGAUAGUAAGAAGGUUGUAAAUUUGAUAUGCAAUAUCACUGGAAUGGAACAAUUAAGUGAUUAACAGAUGUUAUGGUUGCUGUGUAGGCCUUAAAACAUUCUCUAUGAACAUUUACUUAAAUCAAUACAGUUCCACCAAACUGACAAAUAUGUAUUGCAUGUGAAAUAAUUUAGUUGUUAUGACUCUGCUAACCGAGGAUGGUGAAGGAGAUAUUAGGGACUUUUAGAUUUGCACGUCGCCAUACUGGACUUCUACAUCCUUUUAAGGCAUUGGCAGCGCCUUAAAAGGAUGUGACACGUAGCAGUCCAUCAUGUCGAUGUGCAAAUCUAAAAGUUCCUAUUAUGUUUUUGUGUUGUGUGUCCAUCCGUCCAUACAUCUCGCUUUUUCAUGAUAUCUCAAGAAGCAGGAGAGAUCUUGGGUUUUAAAUUUGGUGAUAGUACGUAUCAUCAUUGGAAGACAAUCUGAUUAGAUUUUAGGGCAAGUAAAACAAAGGUCAAAAGUCUUUGAGGUCUCUUCUUUAUUUUAAAUUAGAGGUACUACCGUCAUUAUCACAGUAUGUCAAGAACUUCUUGAGGUAUGAGCUUUAAACAUGGCGACUAUUAUUACUAUAGGAAGAUAAUCCAAUUAAAUGUUGGGGCUAGUAGGUCAAGAUCAUAUUCAUCAGUUGAUAUUCGAUUAGAGGCUUUUUGUCUUCAUUGUGAUAUGUCACAAAUAAAUUUCAUCUAUUUCCUAUACUGAAUGUAGGGUGGAGGCAUAUAGAAGAUGCAGUCCCAUUUGUCUUUUAUAACAAAAAAUAAAUGUUGUUAUAUUAUACAUUCUG